GAGUGAGUAUUGUCCAAUCACCGUCGACUCCAGAAGUGCCGGGUCAAAUAAUCUACUUUCAUGUUGAACACCACUGAAUACCAACUAAUUAUUGUAAACACUUUCACCAGAGGAGUACAAACAAGGCCAUACAUCCACCUGCCCUACAUAACAGCGAUAUGGAUGCUGAGGGUUUUGGGGAGCUACUGCAGCAGGCAGAGCAGUUAGCUGCUGAGACAGAAGCUGUGUCUGAGCUGCCGCAUGUUGAGAGGAACCUUCAGGAAAUCCAACAGGCAGGAGAGAGGCUUCGAUCCCGCACAUUGACCCGCACCUCGCACGAUGCUGCAGACGUAAAAGCGUCAAUCCUCCUCGGUUCCAGAGGUUUAGACAUUUUCCAUAUUUCUCAGAGGUUGGAAAGUCUAAGUGCUGCCACCACCUUUGAGCCCCUGGAGCCAGUCAAAGACACUGACAUACAGGGCUUCUUGAAGAACGAGAGGGACAACGCCCUCCUGUCAGCCAUCGAGGAGUCUCGCCGCAGGACAUUCCUGUUGGCUGAAGAGUACCAUCGUGAGUCCAUGCUGGUUCAGUGGGAGCAGGUGAAGCAGAGAGUCCUGCACACACUACUCGGAGCAGGAGAAGACGCUCUGGACUUUAGUCAAGAUGUGGAGCCCAGCUUUGUGAGCGAAGUGACGGCUCCAGGAAGGAGUGCGUUGGACAGCGUGGAGGUGGCCUACGGACGACAGAUCUACAUUUUCAAUGAGAAGAUAGUGAACGGUCACAUUCAGCCCAAUCUGGGAGAUUUAUGUGCUUCAGUCGCAGACAGCCUGGAUGACAAGAACGUAUCGGACAUGUGGCUAAUGGUGAAGCAGAUGACAGAUGUGUUGCUGGUUCCAGCCAAAGACACCCUCAAGAGUCGCACUUCUGUAGAAAUGCAAAUGGCUUUUGUACGUCAGGCACUCAGCUUCCUUGAGAACAGUUAUAAAAACUACACCAUGGUGACUGUCUUUGGAAACCUCCAUCAAGCUCAACUAGGAGGGGUGCCAGGAACAUACCAACUGGUUCGCAGCUUCCUCAACAUCAAGCUACCAGGACCCCUACCUGGCAUGCAGGAUGGUGAGAUCGAAGGUCACCCAGUGUGGCCUGUGAUCUACUACUGCCUGCGUUGCGGGGAUCUGAACGCAGCCAUGCAGGUGGUAAACAGGGUGCAACAUCAGCUAGGAGACUUCAAGACCUGGUUCCAGGAGUACAUGAACAGCCCCGACAGACGCCUUUCCCCAACGUCAGAGAACAAGCUUCGUCUACACUACCGCAGAGUGCUGAGGAACAGCGCCGACCCCUACAAGAGAGCCGUUUACUGCCUGAUCGGGAAGUGUGACAUCAGUGAUAACCACGGAGAGGUGGCAGACAAGACCGAAGACUACCUCUGGCUCAAGCUGAACCAGGUGUGUUUUGAUGAUGACGGCAGCAGCUCUCCUCAGGACAGACUCACCCUGCCACAACUACAGAAGCAGCUGCUGGAGGAUUAUGGAGAGUCCCACUUCACUGCGAGCCAGCAGCCCUUCCUGUAUUUCCAGGUGUUGUUCCUGACAGCUCAGUUUGAGGCAGCCGUGGCGUUUUUGUUUCGUGUGGAGAGGCUUCGGAGUCACGCCGUGCACGUGGCGUUGGUCCUGUACGAGCUCCGGCUGCUGCUGAAGUCGUCUGGUCAGAGCGCUCAGCUAUUGAGUCAGGAGCCCGGUGAUCCUCCAAUGGUUCGUCGCCUCAAUUUUAUCCGUUUGCUCAUGCUGUACACUCGCAAGUUUGAGUCCACUGAUCCGCGGGAAGCCCUGCAGUACUUCUACUUCCUACGCAAUGAAAAAGACAGCCAGGGAGAAAACAUGUUCAUGCGUUGUGUCAGUGAGCUUGUCAUCGAGAGUCGAGAGUUCGACAUGCUGUUGGGAAGAUUAGAGAAGGACGGCAGUAGGAAGCCUGGUGUCAUAGAUAAGUUUGCCGGGGACACCAGAGCGAUCAUCAGUAAAGUGGCUCUCGAGGCUGAGAACAAGGGCUUAUUCGAGGAGGCAGUCAAACUCUACGAGCUGGCCAAGAAUCCAGAUAAAGUGUUGGAGCUGAUGAACAGGCUGUUGAGUCCGGUCAUCGCCCAGGUCAGCGCACCUCAGUCCAACAAGGAGAGGCUAAAAAACACUGCAGUGGCCAUUGCCGAGAGGUAUCGUGCUCAGGGAAUAGCAGGGGAGAAGACGGUUGAUAGCACUUUCUACCUGCUGAUAGACCUGAUGACGUUCUUCGAUGAGUACCAUGCCGGUCACGUCGACAGAGCCUACGAUGUGAUGGAGCGUUUGAAGCUUCUUCCUCUCAGUCAGGACGGUGUGGAGGAGAGAGUGGCUGCAUUCAGGAACUUCAGCGACGAGGUGCGUCACAACCUAUCUGAAGUGCUGCUUGCCACCAUGAACAUCCUCUUCACCCAGUACAAGCGCCUGAAGGGGGCGCCAGCAGGAACACCGGGACGGCCACAGAGGAGCAUAGAGGACAGAGACAUGCAACUACGCAGCCAGGCCCGAGCCCUCAUCACCUUUGCUGGCAUGAUUCCCUACAAUAUGGCCGGCGACACCAACGCAAGACUGGUGCAGAUGGAAUUACUGAUGAACUGAGACGUCGACACACAAAAACACACACAAAAAAACACAUACAAACACACACACAGCCAUUCGCACACUCACCUGUCUGCCAUUCUGUUUUGUACAGGCAUUCAUCAUUAACAGACACAUUGUUAUUUCACCCAUCUGAGUUCCUGUCUGUUGUUUUUGUUCUUUUUUUUUAUUUUGUUGUGUCAUAUUUGUAUCUUUAAUGAUUUGGAAUAAAAAAAAUAAUAAGUUAACUUUUCAUUUGUCUUUUUAUUUUGAAACAUUUUUUUACCCAUUGCAUUCAUUUCUUUACUUCUAAAUCUUUUUUUAAAGAGUUGGGUUUUUUUCAUCGAAAAACACUUCACACUUUACACUUCACAUCAAAUUUUUUGCAAAUGUCUGUGUCCAUGUAGUCUUAAAAGCUUCAGUUCUAGUAUUGUAGUAUUUUCAAGUGUUCCCAGCACUCUUUCAGCUUCUGCAGCUGCUCAGAUUGAUUUCUCAGUCCAAGAAGCUGCAGAGUGGAUUUAUUCCACCUUUGAAACCAUUAAUCAUCAUCUCUGGAGGGAGGAUUGUUGACCUGAGAGGGAGUUUAUUACACAACACAUCAUAACAAAAUGUCACAUUUUGACAGAUGUGUUUACACAUGAGAGAAAGAGGAUGAAGUAUACAGAUAUGUAGCUUACGUAAAGAAGCAUUGUCCUUAUUAAUGUUUAAGUUUGUUUCAUGAUUUAUUCACAGUGAAACCAGUGUCAACGCAAGAAUUAGAUUACAGUUAAUUAUAUAUCGGCAUGAUCAGAGACAGAAGUCCAAUUGGUAGAAACGAGGAUAAUUUAGACGCUACAUAGACUUCUUUUGAAAACACUUUUUUCUUUCACUUUAGGUCAGUACACAGGAAACUAGUCAUCUAUCCACAGAGUGAAGCUUUUUUCCAGGUCAAGUCAGAAUUGUUUUUGUCCCUCCAUGAGCAGCGAGUCCGACAAAAUGUAAUUAAGUUUUUCUGUCGUAGAAAGAUUCUCUUUGGGACACGUCCUGGCAGAUGGUUGGUUGGCUGGAGUUUAGCUAUAAGACCGAUCACUGGGGUUUAUUUUAUUGCUUUUUUUUUUUUUUUUUUUUUUUUUUAACCAUAAACUGCAGAAUAUACCACCGACCACUCAUACUUGGUUUCAAACAAGGAGACUUUUGCAGAUUCCAACAGGUUUAGCACAAGAAAAACACUCAGAGAGCACAGUACUCUGCCAAAGCUGCUCAGUAGUUGUAUCCCUUCUGAAAUGUUGAAAAGAAUUGUGGCAAAAAUCACAGCAACAUAGAAUGCGACCAUAAAGAAAAUGACAUUGCGCUGAGUUCAGGCACGUGUCAUGCAUGUGUACGUUAUGUAUGGAUACCGAAUUGCGGGAACUGAUGGGACUCUGAAACAACCCCACGAUUUAAUCCAUUGUACCAGAUAAGUCCGCAGCGGUCGAUUUGUUAUUGGAUCGCAAUGAUGUGAUCGUUAGCAGGCAGCUGACGUAGUGUUCACUUGUUGUAGCUACAGUGACGUGCUGCUAUCUUGCAAUGAUACAGAAAUCUUUAACAAAUCCAUGGAUCCAGACUAUGAGCCGCACCACUGUCAAUAUCUAAUCACUUGAUCCUUGUGUCAUUUCUGACCUUCACUAAAAAUUUUAUCCAAAUCCGUUAGUCUGUUUUUGAGUAAUGUUGAGAACAGACAGACUGACGGAUAAACCAACAUCGAUCGUCACAUAACUCUUCCGAAGCUAAUUAUGGGGAACGGAGUCGACCCACUUUGCCGUCGCACAUUUAUCUCAACAUUACAUUCACACAUUUUGAAGCCUUUUGUAAUUUGUCCCCACAUUUUUUUCCACUUCUUAUAAGCAGUCAACCUGCAUGCUGGGAACGUUAUCGCCCAUCACACACUAUAAUUGCCUAAACAUGCUCGAGCAGCUGAUGGAUGGAUGGAUGCAGAGAUUGAUAGAUGCUUUUAUUUGUCAUUGUGUAAAUGUAACAAAAUUCGUGAAAAACAUCGUCGGGCCCACACCUUUGCAGUCUACCUGAGCUAUGGCAGCCCCAACAAACACCUACCAGCAGAACCUUAACAUCCGCUGAGGUCUGCUAGAAAUAAUCCAUCCCCUCUUGUUGAAUUUGUGGCCCACCCUCCGUGUCCUUCAGUCUGGCCUGAGAGAACACAGAUGGAGGCCCAUUCUGUCUUGGCUGCUCCACAUAACUGUACGAAGAUGUUGGGUUCAUCUGUGACCACGGACGAAGCCGAGCCAAGUACUACGGGCUCCAUGCUGUCGUAGCCGAGCAGCUUUUUUGUCUCGUGUUUACAUCUACUUUAACAGUGUUGUUCUGACGGCGGAAGUGGCUUUCAUUCUCGUGUGGUGGAAAGUGACAUCUCCAAUUCAGACGCAGUUUACUGCUCAGUCUCUUUAAGUCUCCAGUGAAUGAGAUGCUUCCUUCUUUGUAACAUCAAAACACAGUGAGUUGUGUGCCCGUGUGUGUGUCUGGACGCCUCCAGCAGCAGAAGACCAGCCUGUCAGGUGUGUGUGCUGCAGCUGGUGUUGUGAAUCAGGCCGAUGACAGACACCUCCUAUAACCCGGCUAUUUCACAACACCAGGGUGGCACCGCACCACUGCCGACCAGAGGAGGAACCUGCAAGAAUAAGGGGCUCGUUUUUAAUAUGAUACUUCAAGGUCAUCAUAUAGUACUAAUAAUCAGCACUACAAGUACAAUUUGUAGUGAAGAUGUCUUUGUACACUGACAUUUUACGACAUAGAUAUGUCAGUUAUUCAUGCCCUGUUGAUGUUAUGACUUUUCUACACAUUCAUUACAUAUUUUUCUUCUUUCUUUAAUCAUUUUAUUCCUUUUCCAUUAUUUUAUGACUAGUAAUUUAUCAGUACAUGCACCUUUAUUGACUGACACAUUUUAUAAACUCAUCACUGCGAUCUGUAAAGCACACAUUUGCUAAAACUUUUCUUACCUCAUCGGUCUGUUAAUAAAUAAUAUUACCACUG
Molecule: messenger RNA, 5603 nt
Organism: Acanthochromis polyacanthus (spiny chromis)
Lineage: Eukaryota; Metazoa; Chordata; Actinopteri; Pomacentridae
Gene: nup93
Product: nucleoporin 93
Exons: 22
Coding region: 159-2621 (820 amino acids)
Biological process (GO): poly(A)+ mRNA export from nucleus; protein import into nucleus
Cellular component (GO): nuclear pore
Molecular function (GO): structural constituent of nuclear pore
Source: RefSeq, a predicted model, not a curated record